This is a messenger RNA of Populus trichocarpa (black cottonwood), 1854 nucleotides long. RefSeq names its product transcription factor FAMA. Gene Ontology annotation, cellular component: nucleus. Gene Ontology annotation, biological process: guard cell differentiation; stomatal complex development; positive regulation of DNA-templated transcription. The record is from RefSeq and is a predicted model, not a curated record. Gene Ontology annotation, molecular function: DNA-binding transcription factor activity; protein dimerization activity. The transcript is spliced from 4 exons. Bases 57 to 1295 code for a protein of 412 amino acids. NCBI's taxonomy places the organism in Eukaryota, Viridiplantae, Streptophyta, Magnoliopsida, Malpighiales, Salicaceae.
UAGCUCCCACUAGUAUAGUACUGUUUUUUUUUUUAUUGAUAAAUCAAUUCGCCACCAUGUUACUUUGCUCUGAACUUAACUUCUCGCAGGGAAGUUUUACUGAGCUAGAUUACUCUCUAGAUCAUCAUCAUCAACAACAAGACCACCUUGGACUCAUGAAGCAGCGGAUAGGUGGAACUUCUGGUGAUGAUGAUUGCAACAACGGGAUGAUUGAUUAUAUGCUCAAUAAUCCUCAACAACAUCAACAACAAAUGUCAUCCGGGUUUUGCACUUCUACUUCUUUCGAUAAAUUGAGCUUUGCUGAUGUGAUGCAAUUUGCAGAUUUUGGGCCUAAGUUGGCCUUAAAUCAAAACAAGAUAUCGGAGGAAGAAACUGGGAUUGAUCCGGUUUACUUCCUUAAGUUUCCUGUUUUGAAUGAUAAGAUUGAGGAACAAUCUAUAAGGGUUCCUCAACUAGGUGGAGAAAAUAUUGAAGAAAUGUUUACAGGAGUGAGUAGUGGGGAGAAUAGGGCAGGAAUGGUGGGGGAAGAGAGGGGUAUUGGAGAAGAUGAAGAAGCUAGGAUUUCGGAUAACAACUCGGUGCAACUUCAGUUUCUUGGAGAUCAAGAUCUUCAAAACAAGAACCCUAUACCAGAGGCGAAGAACAAGAGAAAAAGGCCAAGAACUAUCAAGACAAGUGAGGAAGUUGAGAGCCAAAGAAUGACUCAUAUUGCAGUUGAAAGAAAUCGAAGAAAGCAAAUGAAUGAGCAUCUUCGAGUCUUGAGGUCUCUCAUGCCAGGAUCAUAUGUGCAACGGGGAGAUCAAGCUUCGAUAAUUGGUGGAGCCAUAGAGUUUGUGAGAGAAUUGGAGCAACUACUUCAGUGCCUAGAAUCCCAGAAACGGCGAAGACUGAUGGAUGAUUCCUCUCUUGCAAUCCAACAACCAGCUCAGCCUGCAUUCUUUUCUCCUAUGCCUCUACCAAAUGAUCAAAUGAAGCUCGUGGACUUCGAGACCGGACUCCGUGAAGAAACAGCUGAAAACAAGUCUUGCUUGGCUGAUGUUGAAGUAAAGCUUUUAGGGUUUGAUGCCAUGAUCAAGAUCCUGUCUAGGAGAAGGCCAGGCCAGCUCAUUAAGGCCAUUGCAGCACUAGAAGAUUUGCAGCUUAACAUACUCCACACCAACAUCACCACCAUUGAUCAAACUGUUCUCUAUUCAUUUAAUGUCAAAAUUGCAAGUGACUCUGGGUUUACAGCAGAAGAUAUAGCAAGCUCAGUUCAACAGAUAUUCAAUUUCAUCCAUGCAAAUAGCAGCAUUUGAUACAAGUCAAAAAUGAAGAUGGUUUGGCAGAGAAGAGAAAAUGGGUUGUGGAGACAGAUUUCGUUGAUGAUGCAUGCUUGAACCACAAUGAUUUGCACUUAUUAUGAGGUCGAAGGUCAACGAGUCCCGUAUCUCCUUGCAGUGGGUUGACUUGUCGGAAAUCAAGAUUUGGUAGUAUUAGGCUGGACCCUGAUGCUGCCAUUGUCGUAGGGUCCCCUAAUUGAGAGUUUGUAGAGAUUCAUACUUGCUCGCCCCAAUUUUGUCUUGCAUAUUGUAGAACGUUUUAUCAUGUGGGGUUACAGUUUCUGGCUUCUCCUUGAGUCAAAUAGGAUAGUGUCCAGUGCAAUUAAUGCAUGGGGUUUUGGUGUUUGCCCUGUUCAAAAGGUGAAGGUAAUAUGUCAAGUGAGUUUAUCAUGGAUGCUCAUUUGGUGUUUUCUUAUAUAAGAGGAAGAUCUUGCUUUCAUGUUAGAGAGGUGAUGUUUGCACAUGAUAAGGCAAUAUGAUGUUACUCAACAUUGUACUAAACUUUAGAAAGCACUAGUAUAAAGUUUGGAUAUUG